AUGGCCGCGUUGGUUCAAACAUAUACAAAAGAGACGGCACCAAUCACGAUGUUUCAGACUCGACCUACUUCGGCCACCGGCCGGAUGCCAUCUGGCCAGCAGACUCACCAGUACUCAGGAUCCAUGGCACAAUCACCGAGAACAGCGACCCAGUUUGGUGCUACACCUGGCUACCGUGGCUCAACCCCGAUUCAACAAUAUGCCUUCACGAGCACCCCGAGUUUAAAUCAGAGUAAUCAGAGGCAAGGGCAGAAAGGGAGCACAUCUCCGGCACCACAGGCCUCGCCUGCUCCACGUUCUCCUUCAUCCAGUGUAUCUGCUGGAUCGACAGGCAAACCUGCCCCGGAGCGGUACAGGAGAAACAGCGCCCAGGCAAGCAGCAAUAAUCACGGUCGAUCCCAAAGCGCCACGUUGCCAUCGACAGCGAACCUCCCCAAUACUUCUCAAUUCUACGGAGUAUCAAACAAUUCGAAGACCGCGUUGCCCAAUCGCCCUGCAAGUUUCUACGCAACCAUUCCUGGUGGUUCAAUGGAUGACAUGCAUCUCCAUCAGCCAUCCCAAGAUGCGAAAACUAUGCGCCGACGAAGUAUCCAGAGUCUGGAGUCGCUGACUGCGUUCAAGCCACCGUCAUCGGAGCCGGUGAAGGUUGUUAAGGAUGCGAAGACUCUCCGUCCUUCCUUGCCAAAUACUUCAGUUCACUCUCGCAGCGGAAGCUCAGAGAGCGUCGGUUCUAGCCGUAGCACCCACUCUCGUCCUUCUUCUGCAAGUCGAACAUCCGCCAACCACACAAGCAACACCUCUUCGACACCAACCGAAGAGACGUCGAAGCAAGAACAGCCCAAGUUGGCAACUGCUCCUACCCGAGGAAGCUACUCAGAUGCUCUCAAGCGUGGCCACAACCCCUCACCUUUAUCGCGACCGGUCACUAUGUCUGGCGAAGCUGCCGAGAAGUCAGCUGCUCCAACCAGCAACUUGGACAGCCCUGCAGCGAAACAGCUGGCAGCAAUUAACCAGAAGGGCGCAAAGGGCAAGAGCAAGACCUCCAAGUUGCGGCGAGCAUUUUCCUUUGGUAGUGCCUCCGAAUUACGAAAAGUUGAGGAGGAGAACAACGAGAAGAAGGAAGCAGCUAGCAAAAUGCAGAAGAAACAAACCCCUGAGGAAGCGUACGAGUCUGAGCAGGCCCGGAUCGCAGAAGCCCAGGAGGCUGGCGGCAUUGGAAACAGCAUCUACGGCGGUCGUUUCUUUGGAUCCACAGAUAAUCUCUCGAUAUCCUCCACAGCUUCUUCGGCUUCCAUCAUGAUCCGCAAGAUGGGAAGGGGGAUGAAGAAGGGCACCCGCUCACUUGCCGGCCUCUUCCGCCCUAAGUCUGUCAUUGGUGUACCACCUCCUGAGCCCCUGGCCCCCGAGACGAGUCAGACAGCUGUCUCCAUGGUCACCGUUGAAGCCGAGACGCAACGUGUCAACGUAUCUGCUGAGCCCAAGACUUCAGAUAACUUCCCUCAUCUUGAGCGAAACUCGUUAGACGCUUCUCAGAUCCCUGACAUGGUGAAUGAGAGAUUGGGCAGCUCGGGAACUGACAAUUCGAAUUCCCGAAAGAGUAUUGUGGGAGGCGACAAGGAGCGAGCUGAGGCCCUUGCUGCUGUGCGCAAGGGUAUCUUGAAGCGAUCUGGAAGCCCAAACAAUCGUGGUGCUGAGUCUGGACUUGAACUCCCCAAUGUCCCAGCUGUGUCUGAUUCGCCAAAUUCAAGUGCUCCUAGCACACCAAACGAUGACCAAGGCCAUCGCAGAACCGGCUCGAUUGCUUUAGGAAAUGAGGACUAUUUCAUGACUGCUCUUCGCCUUCGUCAGGACACUAAGACCGCACCUCCCACUCCUCACGCGAAGCGCAAUGCCACAUUCUCUCCUCGCCUCAUCUUUCAUGAUACCUGGCCACCACAAGAGUAUGAUAGACGAGGUGAGAUUGCUACUUGCAAUCGUCUCACGCCUAUGCUAGCUCAGCAGAUCAAGGAAGAGCUCAAUACCUUCAAAAUGGAGAUGGAAGUCCAUGAGACCUCGAAGAUCUACACUCACUUCUUCUAA
This is a messenger RNA of Clonostachys byssicola, 2079 nucleotides long. The record is from the annotation of a GenBank genome assembly. NCBI's taxonomy places the organism in Eukaryota, Fungi, Ascomycota, Sordariomycetes, Hypocreales, Bionectriaceae.